This is a messenger RNA of Pungitius pungitius (ninespine stickleback), 2422 nucleotides long. Its product is annotated as insulin-like growth factor-binding protein 5. Gene Ontology annotation, cellular component: extracellular region. The record is from RefSeq and is a predicted model, not a curated record. The transcript has 4 exons. Gene Ontology annotation, molecular function: insulin-like growth factor I binding; fibronectin binding; insulin-like growth factor II binding. Lineage: Eukaryota; Metazoa; Chordata; Actinopteri; Perciformes; Gasterosteidae. Bases 66 to 842 code for a protein of 258 amino acids. Gene Ontology annotation, biological process: regulation of insulin-like growth factor receptor signaling pathway.
UUUCUUUUUUCUUUUUUUUGUUGCAAAGAAGGGAUUCAGCCCAGGAUAUAGUAGAGAAGCGCGCCAUGCUGCUCGGCGUGUCUCUCCUGGUGGUCCCCCUGCUCAGCAUCACCGGCUGCGGCUCGUCCUACGUGCCGUGCCAGCCGUGCGACGAGAAGGCCCGGUCCAUGUGUCCGCCGGUGCCGCUCGGCUGCCAGCUGGUGAAGGAGCCCGGCUGCGGCUGCUGCCUGACGUGCGCCCUGGAGGAGGACCAGCCGUGCGGCGUGUACACCCGGCCGUGCACGCGCGGGUUUCGUUGCCUGCCCAAGAACGGCGAGGAGAAGCCGCUGCACGCGCUCCUGCACGGCCGCGGCGUGUGCAGGAACGAGAAGUUGUACAAACAGCUGCAUCCGUCCAAAGACGGAGAGCGACCCGCCCUCGGGACGGCGCCGCCCCCGACCAGGGCGCUCUUGUACGGAAACAACCAGCUGAUGAAGUUCCACGCCAGGAAGCAGGCCAAAGAGCGCACGAUGCAGCUGUCCCGUCUGCGGCCCUCCGGCACCCUGAACUUCUCCCCGCUCGGCCCGGAUAAGCUGGAGCCCGAGUUCGGCCCGUGUGGGAGAAGACUGGAUCAUCUCAUUCACAGCAUGAAGGACGCCUCCAGGGUCUUGGCUCUCACUCUGUACGUCCCCAACUGUGACAAGAAGGGCUUCUUCAAGCGCAAGCAGUGCAAGCCGUCUCGCGGCCGGAGGAGGGGCAUCUGCUGGUGCGUGGACAGGUUUGGCGCGAAGAUCCCCGAAAUCAACGACGCCGGCGGAGACCUGCAGUGCAAAGAGCUCGAGAGCAGCAGCAGCAACCAGUGAGAGGGGGACACCUGCCAAUCAAGCCAGCUCACCUGGUGGCUGCCAAUCAGGAAACACAUAGCACAGGUUCUUCUACAUGUGCUCGGGUGGGACGGACUGCGUCUCUUUUUGUUGUGAGCUCUUGGUCUUAUGGGGCUCCCUGGUGACCGUUAGCUAGCACCUCAUCUCGCUAUAUCCAUAGAUCAUAGAGGAUUAUAUAUAUAUAUAUAUAUAUAUACAUAUAUUUGUAUAAUAUUUUCAUUGAUUGUGUUUCUAGAGACGAGACAUAUUUUCCACGAGGCUAAACGAAUCAACGCUUUGCUCUUUCUUUAACCAGCGACGUUUAAUUCAUUGUUAAUCAUGUGAGGGGCAGCUUUUCACACAUCAAACAGCAGCUUUCAGCAUUUAUUCCCGCCUCCGACCGGCUGUCACGGGACAUUUCCUCCGCCGCGGGCUGCACGCCAUCAGAACCAGAACCACGGUACUUGUUUGUUCAGCGCGGAGCCGCAAAAGCUUUCAGUCUGUUUUCCCCAAAUUAUUCCCAACCAGUGAGAUGAUACCACGCUGUAAAAGAAUCAUCACAAUUCUACAGACAGAAUGAGCGUCAGAAUGAAUCAUCAUACGCUUCCUCCCAGUUUGAGGUGCAGUGUGACCACCAUCGGCCCUCAUAAACCAGCGCGCUUUAUUGCGCUGUCAAGGGUUAGAUGUUUGACUCCCUGCCUCCUAUUUCCAACCCAGACAGCUGCGUCCUCUGUUUGUAAAUGUAUGUACAGUGUGUGUGUGUGUGUGUGUGUGUGUGUGUGUGUGGAUACUGAGUAUUGUUUGUGCCCGAAUAGUUCACAACUACAACUAAGCUCUAUUUUAAAUUCUCCAGCUGCUGUUGGCACUAAUGCGGCGCGUCUCCUUUCUUUGGCUCACAAAUGGCAUGCAAAGGGCCCCGCGCUGUCCCUGUCUCCGCCUGCAGGGUCCUCGCCGCCGCAGACGCCGCCGCGCAGGCAAAUCCGAGGCUCCACGUAAAUCUGAGGGGCCGCUUUGAAUCCCCGUUUGCAUGUGGCAGCCCGGGCGCCAUUUCUUCCUCCUGCGAAUCACACUUUGCCUCCGGGUUUUUGUUGUUACCGUGAUGUUGAUUUAGCGACUCUUGUGGUCCCGUGCGUCCCGGAUGAGACCAGCCGCGCCUCCCCCCCGCCCCCCCACACCUCUUGAUUCCAGCACACAUGUGAACACAACACGGGGACACUUUGAGCAUUCUCCUUUUAGGAAAAAGAGAUUAAUGUGAACACUAUGGUGAAAUAUUUAUCAGGCGUGUAAUUGAUGUACUCGUGUUUUCUUUUUGUAAUGACGAAUCACUAUUUAAAUAAAAUUCAUGUACUCACAUAAACAGGCAUGACGGCCCUAAGGUUUGUUUCUGUGGCUGACAGCUUUGACCUUGACCUCUGUGGGUGAAACUGGCCGUGGAUGUUCUGGAAGGUCAGCUCAGCAUAGUUUGGUGCAAAGUGGGAUUUAUUAUUGGCACACAGUCAUUAUAAAUAAUGUAACACAACUGUAGGGUGUCUCAACAAGUACCGAAGGGGUCACCUGAUUGGACUUUAAGUCCUAACUGA